CAGGUCUCUGGAGAGUUUUUAUUAUGUUGUGGAGUUUAAUGUCAGCUAUAAAAAAUUAAGGAUUUUUAAGGUUUAAGUAAUAUUAGGAAGGUUGUUAACGUUAACACUUGUUGCAUUAGCUCAUAGAAGGGUGAACGGAUGUUCGUAUGAGUGUGGCCUGUUCAAGCGGGUCUGAGCCCGCAACGCGUUUGGGGGAAAGGAAGAGAAAAAAAAAGCAGAAGUGUCACGGAUGUGCGUUGCAUCCUAAUAGAGUUCGCAGAAGUCGUUGCCUCUCGGGCUGCUGUGUCUUAAAAUCAGAGAGGCCUGUUAAAACGAUGAAUCCUGAGGAGCAGGUCGUAACGUGGCUGAUAUCAUUAGGGGUACUGAAUUCCCCUAAAAAGAACAUUGCUGAUCCCGAGGAAUUUCUGAAAUCGUCUUUGAGAGAUGGGGUCGUCUUGUGUAAACUCGUUGAACGGCUUCUACCCGGAACGACUCCAAAGUACUGUCCAGAUCCUAGAAACGAGGGGGACUGUAUCGCCAACAUUCGAGAGUUUGUAAAAGGAUGUUCCACUCUGAAAAUUGAGGGCUUUGAACCACAGGACCUGUACACAGGGGAGAAUUUUGGCAAAAUCCUGUCCACACUUUUGGCAGUAAAUAUUGCCACCCAGGAUCGAGGCACAGAGAGGUCAUGUCCACAGCCUAGCGCAUCAGCAGCCGGCCAGUACCAGUCCACACACACGCUGUCUACCUCCAAGUCCAACAAGUCCCUGCGCAGACAUUCAAAGCCAGCAGUGGAGAUGGCGGAGAACGGGGGCAGUGGUGGCGGCGGAAAUGUGCAUGUGAUGGUGAAGGCACGCUUCAACUUCAAGCAGAACAACGAGGACGAGCUGUCCUUCAACAAGGGCGAGCUCAUCCACGUCUCGCGCCAGGAGGACGGCGGCUGGUGGGAGGGCAGCCUCAACGGCAGGACUGGCUGGUUUCCCAGCAACUACGUGCGCGAGAUCAAACCCUGUGAGAAACCAGUUUCCCCCAAGACUAUCAAGGGGUUUGACGUGCCUCAGCUUACCAAGAACUACUACAGCGUGGUGGUGCAGGACAUCCUGGAGCAUGAGCGGGAGUUCGUGAAGGAGCUGCAGACGGUGCUGAGCUGCUACCUGAGGACCCUGCAGGCCAGCGACAAGCUGUCCAGUGCAGAUAGUGCCACCCUUAUCGGCAACCUGGAGGACAUCCUCACCUUUCAGCAAGGACUCUGUGUGGCUCUGGAAGAGUGCGCCAAGGUUCCAGAGGGCCAGCAGCGGUUGGGCGCCUGCUAUCUCAACCUGAUGUGCCAGAUCCGCACGCUGUACCUGUCGUACUGCUCCAGCCACCCCUCCGCCGUGUGCGUGCUCACUGAUCACAGUGAGGAGCUGGACAAGUUCAUGGAGAGCCAGGGGGCCAGCAGCCCAGGAAUCCUGACCCUCACCACCAGCCUCAGUAAGCCCUUCAUGAGGCUGGACAAGUACCCCACCCUGCUGCAGGAACUCGAGAGACAUGUGGAGGAAGCCCAUCCUGAUUACAAUGACAUCCUGAAAGCAAAUGCUGCCUUCAAGAACCUCGUGACGCAGUGUCAGGACCUGCGUAAACGCAAGAACCUGGAGCUGCAGAUCCUGUCGGAGCCGGUGCGGGGCUGGGACGGCGACGGCAUGAAGACCCUGGGCCAGGUGUCCUACAUGUCCCAGGUGCAGGUGCAGAGCGGAACCAGCGAGGACAAAGAGGAGCGCUACUUCAUGCUCUUCCCAAACGUGUUGGUCAUGCUGUCUGCCAGCCCCCGCAUGAGCGGCUUCAUCUACCAGGGAAAACUGCCGUUGUCAGGCACGACGGUAACCAAGCAGGCGGAGGAUGCUGAGAACGGCCUCUUCGCCUUUGAGAUCACAGGGGGAGGGACGGACGGCACCACUGUGUUCUGCAGUAGCCUGCAGGAGCUGCAGGAUUGGCUGGAACACCUGCACGCCUUCACCAAAGGAGGAAGCCCGGUGGGCACCAUUCUGAAGCCUGUGGAGGGUAAGCCCUUGAGUAUGGUUGGCACCCCGACGCACCAGAGCCCCCUGCAGAGCUUCAGCACCCCCGUGGCCAGCCGAGGGCUCCUGGAGCCCCCCAAAGUCCCCAAGCCCUGGUCUCUCAGCUGCCUGAGGCCCGCGCCCCCGCUCAAACCCUCCGCUGCCCUGGGGUACAAAGAGAGGAUGUCUUAUAUCCUGAAGGACUCCAGUAAAAGCCCUCGGCCCAUCAAGAAAUUCCUCCCCGCGAGAAAAAAAGAGAGAAAGCCGUCCGAUGAUGAGUUCUCACUCCGGAAAAGCACAGCAGCUCUGGAGGAGGAUGCUCAGAUCCUGAAGGUGAUUGAGGCGUACUGCACAGGGGCCAGUGUCCACCAGAUCACCACAGCUGUACGGAAAGAGAGUAUCCCACAGGUCCUUUUGCCAGAGGAGGAGAAGAUAAUCGUGGAGGAGAUGAAGAGCAAUGGACAGACGGUGAUCGAGGAGAAAAGCCUUGUCGAUGCUGUGUACGCACUGAAGGAUGAGGUCCAUGAACUGAAAAAGGAGAGUAAGUUGAUGAAGCAUCACCUGGAGGAGGAGCAGAAGUUACGGAGGGAGUUGGAGCGGACGGUCCGCAAGCUGGCCAAGCAGAAGAACGACAGCACCUGGGACGACUGCAGCCACUAAAGAAUGUUACACGCGCCAUCAGCAUUUUAACAGAUUCAGCCAGCUUGUGUGUGUGAGUGUGUGUGAGUGUGAGUGUGAGUGAGUGU
Clupea harengus (Atlantic herring) is the source of this 2761-nucleotide messenger RNA. It is a transcript of the gene arhgef6, whose product is annotated as Rac/Cdc42 guanine nucleotide exchange factor 6. Gene Ontology annotation, cellular component: lamellipodium; cytoplasm. Gene Ontology annotation, biological process: lamellipodium assembly. The record is from RefSeq and is a predicted model, not a curated record. Gene Ontology annotation, molecular function: guanyl-nucleotide exchange factor activity; protein binding. Lineage: Eukaryota; Metazoa; Chordata; Actinopteri; Clupeiformes; Clupeidae.